AGGUCCAGGUCCAGGUCCAGGUCCAGGUCCAGGUCCAGGUCCAGGUCCAGGUCCAGGUCCAGGUCCAGGUCCAGGUCCAGGUCCAGGUCCAGGUCCAGGUCCAGGUCCAGGUCCAGGUUCAGGUCCAGGUCCAGGUUCAGGUCCAGGUCCAGGUCCAGGUCCAGGUCCAGGUCCAGGUCCAGGUCCAGGUCCAGGUCCAGGUCCAGGUCCAGGUCCAGGUCCAGGUCCAGGUCCAGGUCCAGGUCCAGGUCCAGGUCCAGGUCCAGGUCCAGGUCCAGGUCCAGGUCCAGGUCCAGGUCCAGGUCCAGGUCCAGGUCCAGGUCCAGGUCCAGGUCCAGGUCCAGGUCCAGGUCCAGGUCCAGGUCCAGGUCCAGGUCCAGGUCCAGGUCCAGGUCCAGGUCCAGGUCCAGGUCCAGGUCCAGGUCCAGGUCCAGGUCCAGGUCCAGGUCCAGGUCCAGGUCCAGGUCCAGGUCCAGGUCCAGGUCCAGGUCCAGGUCAAGGUCCAGGUCCAGGUCCAGGUCCAGGUCCAGGUCCAGGUCCAGGUCCAGGUCCAGGUCCAGGUCCAGGUCCAGGUCCAGGUCCAGGUCCAGGUCCAGG
This is a messenger RNA of Sabethes cyaneus, 597 nucleotides long. RefSeq names its product serine/arginine-rich splicing factor 4-like. The transcript has a single exon. The annotation marks the transcript as partial. NCBI's taxonomy places the organism in Eukaryota, Metazoa, Arthropoda, Insecta, Diptera, Culicidae. The record is from RefSeq and is a predicted model, not a curated record.